UUAUUUAACAUUUCGUGAGUUAAUUUUGAUAUCAACUAUUUUUGGUCUAAUAAAAUGUCUAGAUUUGGAAUAAAAAGAGUCAUGUUUUGGAGCGUGAGUUUAUUAAAUAUGAUCAUGUGCUUGACUAUCGCUCAGAAAGCUACUUUCGAGAAUUAUAAAGUUUUCAGUAUUAUGCCGACUACAGAGAUACAAAUCAAACAACUUUUCCAAAUGGAUAACAUUCAUAAUGGAUUCACCUUUUGGAAUACGCCAGCCCUCACAAAUAGAAUAGUAAAUCUUAUGGUUGCCCCGGACAUAUUGCCGCUGUUCUACGAAAUAAUGGCCCGAAUUAAUAUAUCUUAUCAGAUUAACAUCGAAAACGUUCAAAAACUUGUCGAUCAGACGAUGCCUUCGAAUCGAUUAACGUCUUUCGAUUUUAACAAUUAUCACACUCUCGAAAGAAUCUAUAUGAAUUUGAAUAAUUUGGCUAAGAAUUAUCCGGAUAAUGUACAGAUCAUUAUAGGUGGCACAACGUAUGAAGGACGCGAGAUCAAAGGUGUCAAAGUAUCUUUCAGGGCGAAUAAUCCUGGAAUCUUCAUAGAAGGAGGAAUUCACGCCAAGGAGUGGAUCUCGCCGGCAACUGCCAUGUAUAUCUUACAUCAAGUGCUGACCAGCAAUGAGGUGGAUAUUAGAGCUUUGGCAGAAAGUCAUGAUUGGUACAUUUUUCCUGUAUUUAAUCCUGAUGGAUAUGUAUAUACACAUACUACGAAUCGAAUGUGGAGAAAGAAUCGUAAACUAUCAAAUUCUUUCUGUGUUGGUGUAGAUCUUAACAGAAAUUGGAACUAUAAAUGGAAUACUCACACAUUGAAAAAUGAUCCAUGUUCUAAUAACUAUGCAGGAAGUGGGCCAUUGUCUGAAAUAGAAACGAAAAGUAUGUCUAAAUAUAUAAAGACCAUUUCCGACAAGUUUUAUGCGUAUAUUGCAUUUCACAGUCAUGCGCAGUUGUUAUUAUUUCCUUAUGGGCACACAAAAAAUCAUCUUGAUAAUUAUGAUGAAUUACAUGAUAUCGGUUUGAAAGCCAUUGCAGCUCUCAAGAAAAAAUAUGGAACUGAAUAUCAGACCGGAAAUAUUGCAGAAAAAAUGUAUAGGGCCACAGGAAGUAGUGUAGAUUAUAUUAAGGCUACUUAUGGUAAGCAAAUCACUUAUACCUAUGAGUUACGUGAUCGCGAUAAUUAUGGGUUUUUGCUGCCCCCUGACCUGAUUAUUCCGACUGGAGAGGAAAUUAUGGACUCUCUUGUAGUCAUGUUCAAAGAAGUAAAAGCAUGUAGAAGCUUGUCAUUAUGGAAAUUUGUGACAAGUGAUUUACUAAAUUAA
This is a messenger RNA of Camponotus floridanus (Florida carpenter ant), 1353 nucleotides long. RefSeq names its product zinc carboxypeptidase-like. Gene Ontology annotation, molecular function: zinc ion binding; metallocarboxypeptidase activity. Lineage: Eukaryota; Metazoa; Arthropoda; Insecta; Hymenoptera; Formicidae. The record is from RefSeq and is a predicted model, not a curated record. Gene Ontology annotation, biological process: proteolysis. The coding region runs from base 55 to 1353 and encodes 432 amino acids. The transcript is spliced from 7 exons.